GUGCUUGUGUUGGCUGGUAGCUCCUGGUAACCGGGUGAGAAUGAGCUAGAACAGUGUGAGUGGUGUUGACUGGUGUUAGUGUGGAGACACUGGGAAACACAGUGACAACUAAUCGGAACAGUGGUGGGGGUACGCUUGUAAACAGCUGAGAGAACCAUUGUACGGAGGGAAGAUCAGAUAAGAUUUUGUUCUGAUUUUUAACCCCGGAGAGUUAGCUCCUCCAGGAUAACCCAGGAAAGACAGUGUGUCGUCGAGAACUGUCUUAUUUCCACUGGGCUCUCAAUCUUAUCCCCCAGGAUGCGAUCCACACCAGUCGACUAACACCCAGGUAUCUAUUUGCUUGCUAGGUGAACGGGGCCACAAGUGUAAGGAAACACGCCCAAUGUGUCCACCUUUUUCCGGGGAUCGAACCACGGACACUGUGUAUGUGAAGCAAGAGUGUUGCCUAUCAGGCCACAGGACACCAAGGUUGCCAGAGCCUGCUGCUGGUUCUCUAUGGUGACUGACGAUGGUGUGAAUAUCCCCAGAGAUCACGUCCAGGCCCAAGAUGACCGUGAUAAUAGAAAAGGUCAGACAGGAAAUCCCAGGAUGGUGUUACGUCUGGACAAAACUCGGAUAUUUUAUUUUGUCAUGUAUGAAUGUACCGUAUAUCUACUUCCUGGAGAAUGUUGGAAUAACAAUUAAGCCACUGCAGCUGCACUGGUUCACAACUGCUUUUAAUCGAUCAGUAACAAAGUGGGCGCUGUGGAGACCCAAGUUCUUCAAAAUAUGGUUUACAGUUGGUGUAAUAGUAGUAGGGCUUCUGUUGCUUCCAUCGAUAUUCCUCUUGAUAAGCACACUGGUAAACCACUUCCGACCAGUACAAGAACAGACGGUACAGGCUCUGCAACCUGUGGUACCAGGUAUUAAUUUGCCUAUGAAGGAGUUGUCAUGCUACUUUUUUACUUUAUUAAUGGCAUCGAUCAUCCACGAAGCUGGACAUGCAAUUGCUGCAGUAAAAGAGGACGUUCAUGUGAAUGGUCUUGGUUUUCUUUUAAUGUUUAUCCUGCCUGGAGCUUAUGUAGAUGUUCCAACAGAAGAGAUUCGAACUCUCACUCCAUUCAGACAGCUGAAGAUAUUAUGUGCAGGAGUUUGGCACAAUAUUGUCCUAGUAUUGUUGGCACUCGGUAUAGGUCUGUCAACCCCAUUUUUCCUGCAACCGUUCUACCUUCAUGGUCAUGGCCUGACUGUCAUGCAGUUAACACAGGACUCUCCUGCCCGAGGACCUACUGGUCUUGAAGUUGGAGAUGUGAUUACAUCAGUCAACAAAUGGACAGUUGCAAGCAUUGUUGACUGGCGUCACUAUCUGAUUAAAAGCAUCAGCUCUGAUCAGAUGGGUUUCUGUGUCCCAGAAUCUGUUGUUCACACAUAUGAUGAAACAAUUCAUCAUGAGGCAGCUUCCGAUUCCUUCUUUGGUCACUUAUCCAGGUUAUAUUCUAAAAGUAAAGCUUUUGAGGGUGCAGAUGGAUCAGUUCAGUGCUGCAGUGGUGACAGUGAUGCUCACUUAUGUUUUGAAUUAAUGGAAGACAAGGAACUGGAUACAGGCGUGGCAGCGAUGCAGCCAUUUUCAUGUUUACCAGCACGGAUGGCUGUCUCAAUGAGUACCAAGACUUGUAUUAAUUCUCGUUCCUGCCCUACUGACACCCAUUGCUUGGCACCAUCUUUAAAAAACGCCUCAAGACUUCUGCAGAUAAGCAGACGAGGAAUUAAUGGGAAGCAUAAGGAAGAUGUGCUUUAUCUGGGUCCUCCUGUUUAUUUAUAUCACACUGUGACACUGACCAGUUACAUCCCCAAGUUUUCUUUCCUUUCUCUCACUUGGCCCAACACAAUUGAAGUAUACUGUGAUUAUAUGGUGAAGUUCUCGGGUGCUUUAGCGGUUCUUAACAUGGUGCCUGUUGUAUAUUUGGAUGGUUAUUGGAUUUUUGGUGCAGUCAUUGAUCUGUUUCUAGCUCCAUGGUGUGAUCAAGUGACCAGAAAAAUCAUUCAUGUAAUUGUUACGAUAAUUGGAACUAUGUUGUUAUUUUCAAAUAUUUUAAUUGGUGUUUGGAGUAUUAUAUAAGAAAGGCUGGAAGUGUGAUAUCUGGUACAUUUGUAAUAAUAUGGCAUGUUCUAUAUGCCACGUCCAGUUUUUAUGAAAGAUUAGCGAUGAUUAUGUCUCUAAUAGUAUCUAGUCUUAUAAAACAUUAGUUAUGCCUCAUUUUGUAUGACAAAAUGUAAAUUUUUAGACAUAUGAUUAUAUUUAAAUUUAUUAAAUUUUUUAAUAUAUGAUGAACAAAAAUAUUUAGGUAGCCUGUAUCCAUUAUAUUUAUUUUUCCUGGUGUUUUUACUGGGGUGGUAUUUCUUCAAAUGCAAAUAGUUUUUACAUAAUAGCACAUAAGCACAAGAAAGGUAAAGCCUUAAUAACUAAUUAAAAAUCUGUGAUUUUGAAGAAAGUUUAUUUUUAUUACAAUAUAAUGUUUAGUUUCCUUAGUAUGGGCAGAACUAUGUAUAUAUACCAAGACUACCUAACACUAAAAAUGAAAAUUGGUAGUACAAAUCUUAAAUGUUUGAAGCCUAAAAUUUGCUAAAACACCCCAUUGUAUGUAUAUGUGUAUAUAUUUAUGAUAGUGAUUACAUUUAUUUCUCUCUGUGUUCCACCUCAGAAAAAAGGUAGAUGGGCUACCCCUCUUCCCCAUUGAUGGUUAUUCUUCAAAUACAAUAACAUUUAUGAUUUUCUAAAUUUUCUACACCUAUACAGGGCUUUUUGAGUGUUUUAAAAUUCGUUUUUCUUAUUUUUUCAUUUACUCAUGCCUGAUUAUCAUUUUUUCUACAUUUCCUUUUAAAUUAAUAUAUUUGUAGUGUUAUUCUUGCUCAUUGUCAUUUCUAAGGCAUACAUAUGAAAAAAUGACUGCUAUAAAUAAACUCAAAUAAAUGCAACAAACAAAACUGUUUGCGUAUUGUUUUAGUAUGUGCAAGAUAAAAAAACAAGCUGAUUUGUCUUGAAAUGUUUUGUAUGAGAACUGGCUGUUUACAUGUUGUUCUGUCAUUACUGACCAAUAUCAAUUAAUCUACAUAAUAUAGUAAGCAAAUAUUAUAGAGAAUUUAAAUUUUUGGAUGGUAUCUUGACAAUGUCUCUGUAUUAACCUAAACCUUAUUUAUUUAAAACUUUGUAUUGGAAUUGGCAAUGUAGCCUUCAUAUGUAGGGGUCUCAUUUUCUAUGCAAUGCAGUGAACAUGAAUGUAUAAAGCUGCACCAUACUCACCACGUGCAUUCUCUAAUGCCAGAUUAUGUACAGAUUACGAGUUUGCUUGAAGCAUGUUGUCUCCUUAGUCCGGCUCUUAGCUAACACUGGUUUAAUGUGAUGAUUCUCUAACCUUAUGAAUAUUGUUGUAUUUACACUUGACUUAUUUGUGGAGUUCACUGUGACUCUCCUACUGCAUUUUAUGCACUUGCUAUCCUAGUGAAGAAGUGAAAUUUUGCAUCUAGCUGAUUUAAGUAUUCAGCGUCCAUUUGAGUUUCUUCCUCAGUCUUGAGAACAGUUUAUCUUUGCACACCCUGUUGGUGUUCCCUGAAUCUCACGUAUGUUGUGAUUAUAUUUCCUGUGUCUUCUUUCUUUAAGCAUUGUUAGUUUUAACUUGUAGCUCAGUCCUUUAUUUCAGGGACCAGCCUGGUGGCAAAUUCUGUACCUACUCAAGUUUUCUUAAGUGUUUAUGAAGGUGUAGACUUCAUGCCAAGAGUUGCAUACAAUACUCAAAAAUUUAUUAUUACAUAUGAUCUUAGUUGAAAGUGGUAGCUCAGAAUUUUUUAUUUUUUGUUAGAUAAUUUUUCUGAAUGGAUCUAAGUAUGGUUGUAGACAGUCCAGAUUUUUUUUUUUUUAUUUUUGUUGUGAUUUGCUAAGAUUGUAGCAAACUGUAUAGUAGAGGUUUUGCAUAUAAAUGAGGAAGCUACUCACAUCUCUAUUAGUGUUUUGUGUACUAAUUAGUUAUUUUUCUUAACUUUAUGUAUUACUGUAGACAGUAACAAUUUUUUUCUGAUGCAUCUGUGAUUUUAUAAUUAGAAAGAUAGGAAUGUGGUCAGUUAUCCUGUCAGUGAGUAUACUUGCUUUUUGUAGGGGCAAUUAUGUUAGUCUAUGUUUAGUCUAAUGAGGAAGCAUAUGUUGCUGUUAUUCUGGUGAAUGUAGUUAUCAAGGGUUUUAACAGGUAGGGAUGUACACAAGGGUUUUAACAGGUAGAGAUGUACACCAUUUAGAAAGCUUGAGAAUUUGGGAUCAUCUGACUGACUUAGAUUACAAUGCAGUCUCUAGCAAUUACUGUAUUACAUUCUAGAUCAGUGUUAGCAUGUGUACACACAAUUGAAAUGUGAGAAGUUGAGAUUAAGACAAAGUUACCCCAAUGUUGCAUGAAGUAAAUAUUUUAUACCACUUUGAUCAUUUCCCACCUAAAAAAAAAAAAAAAAAAAAAAAAAAAAAAAAUUAACCAUCACUUAUUCAGUAGCUAUCUUCCUGAGGGCAAUUCAUUUACAUAUGUUGUAGGUAUUACAGUCUAUGUUAUUAUGGUCUGUGCUGGGUGAAGUUCAGCUCUCUUGGGAUGACCAUGACAGAUGGAGACUAAACUAAAGUAAGCACUGCCCUGUUCAUUUGCCAUAAUUCCAUUGGCCUGGAAAUUGGACCCACUUGUGGCACUGCAACCCUAAGUUGGGCAACAUGCUUCUUUGAUGGGGGAUAUAGGUCAAAUGGGAGGUUUAGUAAUGGCCUUGCUGAAUCAAUGGCUGAUUUUGCACUGCUGCUCAGUCUGGUGGAGAGCAUCAGUGAUUGGGCACCCUUUUGGUCCUGUGGCUACAUUUAGUUCUCUAUUGGUCACUCGCUUAUUCCUCUCUAUUAGCCCUGGGAUCAUUUGUUUUAGUAAAUAUUUAAACAUUUUCUUGUUGGAAUUGAUAGUGGGUUGAGCCAAACUUAUUGUUUUUUGAGUAUUAGUAAUUCCCCUGCACCAUUAUUGGAUACAACUGAUUUCUCUUAACUUGUAAGUCAUUCUUGUGACACCCUACUGCAUUCCUCUUGCUCUACAGUCAAGACAACUACUGCUAUUUCAUAUCCUGCACAUGAUACUUCUUGGCCUUCACCCCACUGUAAUCAUAAGAAGUUUCCACUUUAGGUUCCAUUACUUCUACAUGAGAUGUAUAGCCCACAGACUUGCUCAGAAUUUUUUAAAAUUCAGUCCAGUGAUACUUCGGAUGUGCUCUGCAGUUAUGGUCAGUAAAGUGAUAUAGACAGCAUGUGACCCAAGGGGUCACUUUCUAUUUCCAGAACAGAGGGGGAUGUGUAGUAUGGGUUAAUGAUGCUACUGUAUGUUUGGUAAUCACCAGCACUCUGAAGAGUUGUAGAAUGAUCCUCCUGAUUAGCCAUUACUGCAUAAUUAACUCAUAAUACUGUAUAUGC
This is a messenger RNA of Cherax quadricarinatus, 5452 nucleotides long. It is a transcript of the gene S2P, whose product is annotated as membrane-bound transcription factor site-2 protease. Gene Ontology annotation, biological process: membrane protein intracellular domain proteolysis; regulation of response to endoplasmic reticulum stress. Lineage: Eukaryota; Metazoa; Arthropoda; Malacostraca; Decapoda; Parastacidae. Gene Ontology annotation, molecular function: protein binding; metalloendopeptidase activity. The record is from RefSeq and is a predicted model, not a curated record. Gene Ontology annotation, cellular component: cytoplasm; membrane.